Molecule: messenger RNA, 1581 nt
Organism: Colletotrichum higginsianum IMI 349063
Lineage: Eukaryota; Fungi; Ascomycota; Sordariomycetes; Glomerellales; Glomerellaceae
Product: Ribosomal protein s17
Exons: 4
Coding region: 1-1581 (526 amino acids)
Source: RefSeq, a predicted model, not a curated record
AUGCAGAUUCAAAAGCUCGUUGCCGCCCUCGCGGGCGUGGCUGUCGUUGCCGAGGCCUCGGUUGCUUUCCUCGACUCGCCCUUGAGCGCUGCGCUGGCCAAGCGUCAACAGCGAGGCGGAAACAACAACAAUAACAACAACAACAAUAACAAUAACAAUGGUGGAAACAACAACAACAACAACAACCUCUGCUUGCAACAGAACGCGGUGCAGGAGGGUUCAGCGCAGGCCGGACAGCCCAACGCGGAACAGGCCAACUCAGCCACUGACCAAGCCAACUUCAUCAACUUCUGCUCUGGCGAGACUCUCACAAAUGGUGAACAGAAGACGGGAGGUUCUUGCAACGGCAUUCCCAUGGGGAAGAUCCCCUCUCAAAACCGGAUGGUCUCUACCAUCAUCCAGAAUCCCCCUCACAACGGCAAUAUCGAGGCCAACCAGGACUUUGACGUCGAACUGAACGUCCAAAACCUGCAAGCCGGCUCCUUCACUGACGCUCAGUCCACCUACUACUCGGCUCCUCAGGACCUUAACGGCGGAGGCCAGAUCAUCGGUCACGUUCACGUUACCGUGCAGGAUAUGGGCGGCUCCCUUACGCCCAACCAACCCCUGGACGCAUCCAAGUUCGUCUUCUUCAAGGGAAUCAAUGAUGACGGCGAUGGAAACGGCAACCUCAAGGCCACUGUCACCGGAGGUCUCCCGGCCGGAAACUACCGUGUCUGCACCAUGUCCAGUGCUUCUAACCAUCAGCCUGUCCUAAUGCCCGUCGCCCAACGUGGUGCCCAGGACGACUGCAACAAAUUCACUGUUGGAGGCAACAACAACAACAAUAACAACAACAACAACGGUGGAAACAAUAACAACAAUGGUCAGAACAACAACGGUCAGAACAACAAUGGCCAGAACAAUAAUGGUCAGAACAACAAUGGCCAGCAGAACAACAAUAACAACAACAACAACCAGGGACAGAACCAGGGCCAGAACGGAGGGAACCGUAGAGGUAAGCAGAACGGCGGCGGCCGCGGCGGUGCUGGUGCGGGGCGUGGCGCAUUCCCUGGUCAAUUCCCUGGUCAAUUCCCUGGCCAGCCCCCUCAAUUCCCUGGAUUCGCAAACCCUGGAUCGGCCACAACACAAUCCCAGACUGGAAAUCCAAAUGCACAGGAAUCCUCAAAUGCUAACGCACCCGGCCAGGACGGGGACGCCGCCAGUAACUCGGACGCGUCGGCGACUCCAUCGGUAGACCCGGCGGCAGCGGCGCCGACUCAAGGCGGAGGCCCCUUGGGCAAUGGCAACAACGGAUCUGGACAGAAUGGCAACGGUAACUCUUCUGGAUCUGAAAAGGGAGGCGCGACCUCGAAUGCUAUCGGCGGAGUCGCGGCCCCGGCGGUCUUGGACUCUGGCGAUAGCAGCCGACCCUUCUCCGUCAACGGCAACUCGUUCGUCUCCAAGGCUAGUGCUGUGCAGCGUGCCUGCGACAUUCAACGGAACGGCUGUCUCGAUGCUUUCAACGGUGGACGUCUAAAUGGGGGUUCCACGGCCGCCUGUGAUAGCCAGGUCCAAGCCUGCAUCCAGGAGCUCUCAUAA